AUGGGCAAUAGAAUAAAAGUGCCAAAUGAUGACGCACAUUUAGAUUUACUUUAUGAGCACGAGUCAAGUGCUAAUCGUGCUAUUAGUGAUAAUGACAUCGAAUUGCAAAGCAUGGGUGGUUCCCAUCACGAUGUUGAUGAUAGAGAUCGAGAUGAUGACGAACAUGAUGAAGGAGAAAGGAAUGAGGAGUGGACAUUAUUACAAAGAUCUAAUAAAAUGAUGAGAUCAGUUAGAAAGAUAUGGGAUGGACCAGAUGAACCAUAUGAUGAACCACCAGAGUUUUUGGAAAAGUACCCUGUUGUAAAGAUCUUUAAUGAAUUUCCGGAACGUGCAUUUCAAAAAAAAGUAGGAACUGGUGUUCUAGCAAUAACUAUUUUGAUUAUAUACUGCGCUAUCUGGCUUGCAACUAACUUUUUUUUCUUAUAUCCACAUUUUGUGUUCCAGCCAUACUUUGUUCCUGAUGACAUAAAUGCUGAUAAGAUUCCAAUAAUAUCAUUAGAUUGUAAUUCGUAUUUAAAUUGGGAAGGUACCAACAAUGCAUGUGGACCAUUUGGUGAAAAUUGUAAACCAUUUGAAGAUAAGGAAUACUAUAUUAAAUGUCCGGCUUUAUGUGAUAUGGGUGGUAUAGCUUAUUCCGCGGUUGCCGUUGGAUCGAAAAGAGUUAAAUAUACCAAUUAUAUCAUUGGUGGUGGAGAAGCACCAAAUUUGGGCGAACGAUCUGAUGAGCUAUACUCCAAACCAUUCAGAGCUGACUCAUAUCCUUGCGCCUCUGCUGCGCAUCUGGGUUUGUUAUCACCCUUAUCCGGUGGUUGUGCAAGAAUUUCCAUGACAGGGUCGCAGACAUCCUUCCCAAGUGCGGAAGGUAACUCUAAAAUGGGUUGGUCAAUAAAUUUUGGAUCAUUCUUCCCGUCAUCUUUUAGUUUCAAGGCACCAGCUAGUGGUUAUUUCAUUAGUUGCUUGGAUCCUCGGUUCCCGAUUUUGUCGUUGAAUAUCCUAUAUGGCAUACCUGUGUUUUACCUAUAUGAAAGUAUUUAUGGAUACUGGACGACGAUGUUUGCUGCUUAUUGGACGUUAGUUCUUGUAUUAGACCCACCAAUUAUGAUAGAUACUUUAAACAUGGAAACUGUUUACUCCUUAUUCAGCGUUGGGUUUCAACGGUUAUUGCCAUUAUGUUUCAUCCUAUAUGUUAUGUGGAAAAUUGCAGUCAAGAGAACAAUGGAAGGAGGAUCUCCUGUGUUGAAACUAGCACUAUGGUAUCCACUAUUCUGGUUAGGGGUUAUGAAUAAUGUUACAUUCGAUAGACUUCCUGUCGAUAGACUCAAUCUAAGUGAUCUAAAGGAACAACAAGGUGCAUUAGCGGCUGUUGGGACCAUUAUAACUACAAUUAUAGUAUGUGCUAUUGUUCAAGCAUAUAUGUUAUGGAGAUCUGGACGAUUUAGAAAAUAUUUUAAGAUUUACAUCAGUUUUAUUGCAGGUAUUAGUAUAUUGGGGUCAUUACCUGGAUUAAACCUUAGAAUCCACCAUUAUAUCUUGGGUAUGGUCUUAGUUCCUGGAUGUGCUACAAGAAGUUUAACUGCUUAUUUAUUUCAAGGAAUAUUGAUAGGGUUGAUAAUUUCGGGUGUUGGCAGAUGGGAUUUUGCUAGCAUUGUGGAGACAAACUAUGCAUUGCUAAGAGAUGAGGCAGGUGCAUUGUUAAAACCUCCUUUAUUUACAUUUGAUCAUUUAAAUAACCAUAAGAUAUCUUGGCAUAUACCCGCCAUUAACCAAUCCACUAUAUUAAAUGUAGAUGCAGGGAAUGGGGUAGACUGGCAUGGGAAAAUCGAUGGUUAUUCAUUACUUUUAAAUGAUUUAGAGGUAUAUGUCGGUAAGAAUGAAACUAUUGACUUAGAUUUGAUAAUAAGUGAAAACCAGAUGCUAAAAGAUAUGGUAGAUAAAUCUCUAGAUGAAUUAGAUGGUUCUGUAGAGAUGUAUCUGAGAGUAGCUAGAGCAUCUGUUAAAGCACCAGAAGAAUAUCGAGGCGACUAUACAAAUGCAGGCAUAUUAGUAUGGCCAGAAGGUAUAUGGUAUGAUCCAUUACCUGGUGUAUCAUGA
Maudiozyma barnettii is the source of this 2091-nucleotide messenger RNA. RefSeq lists its product as uncharacterized. The coding region runs from base 1 to 2091 and encodes 696 amino acids. Lineage: Eukaryota; Fungi; Ascomycota; Saccharomycetes; Saccharomycetales; Saccharomycetaceae. The transcript has a single exon. The record is from RefSeq and is a predicted model, not a curated record.